Molecule: messenger RNA, 4207 nt
Organism: Drosophila innubila
Lineage: Eukaryota; Metazoa; Arthropoda; Insecta; Diptera; Drosophilidae
Gene: sle
Product: protein slender lobes
Exons: 6
Coding region: 171-4046 (1291 amino acids)
Source: RefSeq, a predicted model, not a curated record
UUGGCGGCUCUAUCAGCUUUGUGAACCAACCAAGCGGGUUAUUUCAUUUCUAAGUUUAGCGUCGUCUGUAGUGCGGCAUUUCCAUAAGUGUAAAUUUGUUUUUGGAUUCAUUUAUUUGUGUUAAGUAAAAUAAGUACAAUACUGUGAAGGCAUAUUAUUAACUAAUUAACAUGGAUGAUGAUAACAACGAUAUUCCUCGUGUUACUCGCGCACGAACACGCCGCCUGUCCACUCUCGAUACUGAUAGCCGACCGUCGACGCCGCUGCUCGAUGCAACUGUUGAGCGUGCAUCGCCACGCCCCAUGCGUAAAACUCGCUUGAACUCGGCCACAGUGGAUUUAAGGACACCCACACGUUCAACGCGUUUAUCUGUGGCACGUGGAGAGACGCCAGAACCCAUCACACCUAAUGUCAGCUUGUCAGCUGCCAAACGUGGUACACGCACUCCGGCCAAGUCGGUCCGUAAGCCGCCGUUUCCAUUGAAAGAAGACCUUGUCGAAGAGGGAAACGAGGAGCAGGUGCAGGUGCAGGCGACGGCGAUGGUGAAGGAAACCAAAACGGAUGUGGUCACUGAGGCAACUGAGGCUGGCGGCAUAGCCGACUCCACACGUAAAACUCCAUCGCGUUCUGUUGAUUUAUUGGCAACUCCUAAUGUAACGCCCACAGAUGAAAGGCGUGUAACGCGUUCCAUGUCAAAAACACCACCAGUUCCAGCGAUCUUGACUAGCCAGAAUAUUCCACAGCCGCAAUUUGAUAUCAAUAAUUCGUUGGAAGAAAAGCAAACAAAAGAAGUGAUUGAAAAUGUUGAUACGCCAGUUAUUGGUGAGCAAUUGUUGCCGCAUAAUGAUGGCUCGAAUAAAGCAUCUUCAAUUACUUCUGGUUUGAAUAAUAACAAACUAGCAAAGCUACAAGUCAAGCUUAAAAACCUCACCGUGGAGAAAUCUGACUCUCAGGCAGAUUCCAACAGGAAUGAGGCGACAGUGGUCGACAAAGUCGAGCCAAAGGAUAAAGAAGAUACCUUGAAGGAAGACAAACCAAUCAGCUUGGAUGAUUCAGACUCGCAGAUGGAGUAUAACACUCCAAACGAGUCGAUGGAAGAGGUCAAAACAGCCAAACUGAACCAGAAGCAGGAAGAGGCAGUGAAAGAUAAAGAAGAUAUCGUGAUAAAGGAUGAUAAGGACUCGCAGGCAGAGUGCCAAACUCCAAAGUCAGGCCAAGAAGUAAAUCCUAAAAUAAACGAUAAUAAAGAGACCGUUGUCGACAAAGUCGAUCCCAAGGAUCAAGAAGUAAUCACGGAGGCUGAUAAAGACAACAACUUGAACAAAACAGAAACGCAGGCAGUAACAACAAUAAAAACCAACAUUAACGAAGAGUCAGUCAUCCCGAAAAUAGAGCAGACUAAAGACAUAGAAACAGUCGCACUGGAUAAUGAACCUAACGUAUUUGAUGACGAUGUAUCCAUGGAGGAACUGGUUGUACCGCCAGAGCACGAUCAAAAAAUUGAUGUUCAGGUCACCGAAGACCUUCGUUUGCCGGACUUAACGCCAAAGAUUAUGUCACGCGUGCUGGAAACGAAACCAGUUGAUUCCAAGAAAAAGGUGGACUUCGGUGGUGAUGCUGAAGCUGAGAAUGAUGGCAAGCUGAAAUAUCCAAAGACUCCAGCGCGCCUUAAUACACCACCGAUGAACAUUGUCCAAAAAAUGGACAAGAAAGAUAUUAGUCUAAAGGCUGAGACGCCAAUAAAGGCCAUGAUAUUAAAGAAGCGCCACAGCUCGACGCCUUUGGCCAAGCCAGAGUCCGUAUUGAGCAAGGCAGAUGAUGAGUCCAUUGUCACAAAUCCGCCACCACUUCAAAUUGACGUCAUCCAACCACUGUCCGAUUUGGAGAGCAAAGCAGUUCCAGUUUCAGAGGUUCAGAUUACGAAGGAGAAGUUAGCACGUCGUCUGGUCAGCGAGGAUGAAGACGAGGACGAGGAAGAGGAAGAGGAGCAUGAUGAAGAAGAGCCUGGUGUAUGCGAGUUUUUUGACAACGAAGUCGAGGUUGUCGAUAAUUACCAAUCUGGCGAUUCAAUGGAUAGCUCUGAACGCCGUGAGAUUCUGGAAAAUGAAGUACCCCAUGAUGGCGAAUCCGUAGGCAGCCAGGAUACAAGUGAUGAUGGCUCUGAGGAGAGUGAUGCUGAAAAUUUAUCGUUCAUAGUAUCCGACAAUGAAGUCGACGAGGGUGAAGAUGACGUUGAAGACUUGUGCUUCUCAUCCGAAGUCGAGUCUGUGGCCAGUGACUCCAAGAACACCAAGAAACGUCGACGUAUUGUAGUUCACGAUUCCAGUGAUGAGGAAGAUACUGCUGAAAAGGAAAAUGAAAGCAAAGAACAAUCAGCUGGCGAGUCGGCAAAUAAGAGUAAAAAUGCGAGUGGAAAGGGAGCAAAGAUGCUAAAUCUAUCUAAAGAGAAAUGCGCCGAGAAAGAGCCAAAUAAAUCAAUUUCCCUUAACAAAACUGCGUCUGUGGAUCGCGAUGAUUUAGAGGUUGAAGAGCUUCAUUCCACCUCAGACGAGGGCGAUGAAAACGAGAUUGUAAAGCGUAACAAAUCCCACAACAAGAGUAUUUACGAAGUGCCGGAUUCUAGUGAGGAAUCAGAUGGAGAGAAUGUUGCAGAUAAUUCUUCACCCACUAAGGCAAAUAAACAACUUUCACCAGAGAAAGAGGAAUCUAUGUUGAAGGUAGACAGUCCAACUCCGAUGGACGAGGAUGCCUCCACUGAAGACAAGUUACCCAUUCCCAUUCCGGAUGCUGUUGAGAAAACAGUUGAAUCUAGCUCCAAGUCAUCAGCAUUCCAUAAUAAAGAAAAACGCGACGACGAUGCCGUGCUCCUGUCUCAGCUCUCCUCCUGUGACCUAUCGCAUUUGCAGCAAAUGUUUAAUCCCCUACAGAAGUCGCGUCGCCAAACACUUUACCAUCAGGGUCCUGAAAUGUCUGACAUGGAACCAAAACCCAAAUUGAAGCGACGCAGUGAACAACUUAACAGCGAUGUAAAGCCAUCUCAAUCAUUCAUCGAAACCCUGGCCGAGGAAAAGAGUCAACGGUUGAAGCGCAAGCACAUGUCCAAGAGCUUCUGUGGAACUGCCGACGACUUGGAUACCAGCGCUGUGCAAGAGGUCAAAAGUAAGAAGGCUAAGAAGACAUGCGAUGAUGAGAAAACAGACGAGGUGGAAUCAUCCGCUACCACUGCCGACUUGCCAGAGCAGCCUAAAGCACAGCAUGAAGUCAAAAAGCCAUCAGAUCCGCCAAAGGAUACCGCCUUCUACCUAGACUACUGUGACACCAUUCUGCAGGCGGCCAACGAAGCGAUGCUGGAGCAGAAGAAACAACGCAUCGCUUCUGGUAAGAAGCCAAAAAGUGUCAAGCGCUCUGCAGUUAAGUCUGCUAGCGACGCCGUGGAGCUACCGUCCACUUCCGAUGCAGUUGCCCCAGUGACUGCCAAUCCAGAAUCCGAGAAGGCGACGACGCUUAAGAAGAAUGUGAAGCGUCUGCAGGCCACCAAGCAGGCUGUUAAGCACGCCAUGCAGCUUCUAGCGCCGGAUUCAGGCAGCAAAGAGCCUCAAUCACUGGCUCGCAAAUUGUCGCCUCAACCGCCGGAAAAUGCCAAGAGUACAAAGGACAACAACAAGCAGACCGUUAAGAGGAAGAAGCCCAAAGUGGCACAAGUGUCGCCAAUUAAGAGCUCGGACGAGGAGAAUCAUCAUGCCGUCAAACGGAUUAAAACUAGUGCUGGCUAUGUAGUUAUAUCCGACGUAGACAAAGACGGAAUUGAGCUUGUUAAAACGCGUUCGGGCAUUGUGAAAGUCGAGCCCUGCACUCCAAGACAAAAGUAUUUCAAAGAAGUUCCAUCAACGCCAUAUAAUCGCUCGGGUCUAUCAGAGGUUUCUGCAGCUUCGAAAGCUAAAAAGAAGCUGGCAACUGCAGGUGGACAAUCGAAUGUCAAUCGAAACCCAGCUACGGAGUCGGCACUGCGAUUCAAGAGGGAAAUUUUUGGUAGAUCAUCAAAAUAAGUAUACAUAUUAGUUAUUUAGUCGUUAGUCGGACAAUCCGAUGUCUUCAAUAUUUUCUUAGUUCUUUUUUUGUUUCUAUAUUCUUUUCAAAUGUUAAAUUUUCAAAAUUUCUGGAAUUGAAUUCAUUUUUUGUUUAAUGGGAAUUUUCUUAUUUAGUUACU